UCUCCGCCGCGCGGGGCCUCCGCGGGAUUGACCUGCAGCGCGAAGAGCCGAGCCCUCUGAUUGGCUCGGAGUACAAACGCAGGCGAGUUCAGCCAGAGACCCGCUCUUCGAUUGGAUUUUACAUUAACAGUAGAGCACGAAAUAAAGAGGCCUUCAGUCAUUGGGCCAUUGUGCGAAUCUCCUUUUGGCUUCUCGGCCGACUGAAUAAGCGUCUCAGGAUCUUCGUCAUGACUCUUAAAUCUGGGCCUGUCAAUUCCGCCGAGCAUUUCUCGUCUCGAGGCGCGGCGUGGGAUUUAUGGAGUUUAACCAAUCAUAUAACGUCGAGCUCAGGUUGCCAGGCAGAUUAUGCUAAUAAGACCCCGCCUUUUAUACUGCUCCCACUCUGCGGCGGGAAGAACCACCUGGAGGUGGCGGGGGGGGUUGAUUUCCAUCACCCCUAGGGAGAGAGGAUCGGGGACCCACUGAUCUUCCAGCUCCCCUCACCCAACAUCGUGCACAUUGCAGACAGACCCUUCUGUCCUUCAUGAGCGCUCGCGUGCUGGACAGAUGACCAUCCUCCGCCCUGUGCUGCUGUGAGGGGCCCAGACGUGGAGCUGUCCCACAGGAGAAGAUGGACCCGAAAGACGAGAGCUCACACGUCUGGCCGCCGUCUGCAGAGCACGAACAGAACACCACCCAGGUACACUUUGUUCCGGAUGCUGGAACUGUGGCUCAGAUUGUCUACACUGAUGACCAGGUCCGCCCACCCCAGCAGGUGGUGUACACGGCAGAUGGGGCCUCCUACACAUCAGUGGACGGUCCAGAGCAUACACUGGUGUACAUCCACCCCGUGGAAGCCGCACAGACUCUGUUUACAGACCCAGGCCAGGUCACUUAUGUCCAACAGGAUGCUGCAGCUCAGCAGGUGUUGCCUUCCAUCGAGAGCGUGGAUGGUUCCGACCCUCUCGCAACUCUGCAGAACCCCAUAGCCAGACUGGAGGCAAAAGAGGAAGAGGAAGAGGAAGAGGAUACUGAGGAGGAGGAGGAGGAGGAAGAAGAUGGUGAAGACACAGACCUAGACGACUGGGAGCCAGACCCGCCCCGGCCCUUUGACCCUCAUGAUUUGUGGUGCGAGGAGUGCAAUAACGCGCAUUCUUCCGUGUGUCCGAAGCACGGCCCCUUGCAUCCCAUCCCCAACCGGCCUGUGCUCACUCGGGCCCGAGCCAGUCUGCCCCUGGUCCUCUACAUAGACAGGUUCCUUGGCGGGGUGUUCUCCAAGAGGCGCAUUCCCAAGCGUACCCAGUUCGGUCCUGUGGAGGGGCCGCUCGUCAGAGGGUCUGAGCUGAAAGACUGUUACAUUCAUCUGAAGGUGUCUCUCGAGAAAGGGGACAGGAAAGACAGGGAUCUACACGAGGACCUGUGGUUUGAGCUGUCCGACGAGAGCCUCUGCAACUGGAUGAUGUUCGUGCGCCCCGCCCAGAACCACCUGGAGCAGAACCUGGUGGCUUACCAGUACGGCCACCACGUGUACUACACGACCAUAAAGAACGUGGAGCCGAAGCAGGAGCUGAAGGUGUGGUAUGCUGCGUCCUACGCGGAGUUCGUGAACCGGAAAAUUCAUGACAUUUCUGAGGAAGAAAGGAAAGUUCUUCGUGAGCAAGAGAAGAACUGGCCCUGCUAUGAAUGCAACCGCCGGUUUAUAAGCUCAGAACAGUUGCAACAGCAUCUCAAUUCUCAUGACGAAAAACUGGACGUGUUUAGCAGAACAAGAGGCAGAGGAAGAGGACGAGGCAAGAGGCGAUUUGGCCCAGGUCGACGGCCAGGGCGUCCACCAAAGUUUAUCCGCUUGGAAAUAACCAGUGAAAAUGGGGAAAAGAGUGAUGAUGGGACACAGGACUUGCUGCAUUUUCCAACAAAGGAGCAGUUUGAUGAGCCUGAGCCGGCUCCCCUGAAUGGGCUGGACCAAGCAGAGCCGACCACCGACCCAGUUCCUCAGCUCCCACAGGAGGCCCAGGCUUCUCUGCAGCAUGAGCCAGAAACUCACACCCUGCACCUGCAGCCGCAGCACGAAGAGAGUGUGGUGCCCACCCAGAGCACUCUAACUGCUGAUGACAUGCGCAGGGCCAAACGCAUCCGAAAUGCAGCUCUUCAGCAUCUGUUUAUUCGGAAGUCCUUCCGGCCUUUUAAAUGUUUGCAGUGUGGGAAGGCCUUCCGGGAGAAGGACAAACUGGACCAGCACUUGCGCUUCCACGGGCGGGAGGGCAACUGCGCGCUGACCUGUGACCUGUGUAACAAGGGCUUCAUCAGCAGCGCCUCCCUGGAGAGCCACAUGAAGCUCCACUCGGACCAGAAGACUUACUCUUGCAUUUUUUGCCCAGAGUCCUUUGACCGCCUUGAUUUGUUGAAAGAUCAUGUGGCCAUUCAUAUCAUUGAUGGCUAUUUCACCUGCCCAACUUGUAAGAAAAGGUUCCCAGAUUUUAUUCAGGUAAAAAAGCACGUGCGCAGCUUCCACUCAGAGAAGAUUUACCAGUGCACAGAGUGCGACAAGGCCUUCUGCCGCCCCGACAAGCUGCGGCUGCACAUGCUCCGGCAUUCGGACCGAAAAGACUUCCUGUGCUCCACCUGCGGGAAGCAGUUCAAGCGAAAAGACAAACUUCGGGAACACAUGCAGAGGAUGCAUAAUCCUGAGAGGGAGGCCAAGAAAGCCGACCGCAUCAGCCGCUCCAAGACCUUCAAACCUCGGAUCACAUCCACAGACUACGACAGCUUCACGUUCAAGUGCCGCCUGUGCAUGAUGGGCUUCCGGCGCCGGGGCAUGCUGGUAAAUCACUUAUCAAAGAGGCAUCCUGACAUGAAGAUAGAAGAGGUGCCAGAGUUAACGCUACCCAUCAUAAAGCCCAACCGAGAUUACUUUUGCCAGUACUGCGAUAAGGUUUAUAAAAGUGCCAGCAAGCGUAAAGCUCACAUUCUGAAGAACCACCCAGGAGCUGAGCUCCCACCAAGCAUUCGGAAACUCCGCCCUGCAGGCCCAGGGGAGCCAGACCCCAUGCUCAGCACCCACACCCAGCUGACGGGCACCAUUGCCACCCCCCCUGUGUGCUGCCCGCACUGCUCCAAGCAGUACAGCAGCAAGACCAAGAUGGUGCAGCACAUUCGAAAGAAGCACCCCGAGUACGCCCAGCUCCCCAACACCAUCCACACGCCGCUGACGACCGCUGUGAUCAGUACUACCCCAGCUGUGCUAACGACAGACAGCGCCACUGGAGAGACAGUGGUGACGACAGACCUGCUGACGCAAGCAAUGACAGAGCUCUCUCAGACCUUAACAACAGAUUACCGAACACCGCAAGGGGACUACCAGAGGAUCCAGUACAUUCCCGUGUCUCAGUCCACGUCUGGGCUCCAGCAGCCUCAGCAUAUACAACUUCAAGUGGUGCAGGUGGCCCCGGCCACGUCCCCUCAUCAGUCUCAGCAGUCCACUGUGGAUGUGGGCCAGCUCCACGACCCACAGACCUACACACAGCAUGCCAUCCAGGUGCAGCACAUCCAGGUGACCGAGUCUACCACCUCGGCCCCGGCGUCAUCUCAGGUAGCCGGGCAGCCCUUGAGUCCCUCUGCCCAGCAGGUGCAGCCCGGGCUCAGCCCCUCGCAUAUUCCCGGCAGUUCUUCGUCACAAGGGCAGGCCUUGCAGCAGCAGCAGCCGCAGCAGCAGCAGCAAACGCAGCAACAGCAACCACAGCAGCAGCCGCAGCAGCAGCAGCAGAGCUCCUCGGUCCAACACACGUACCUGCCCAAUGCCUGGAACUCCUUCCGGGGCUACUCAUCUGAGAUUCAAAUGAUGACCCUUCCCCCAGGUCAGUUUGUGAUUACAGACAGUGGUGUGGCGGCUCCUGUCACCUCUGGCCAGGUGAAGACGGUCGCUCCGGGUCAUUAUGUAUUGUCAGAAAGUCAACCGGAAUUGGAAGAAAAGCAAAGUUCCGCUCUCCCCAGUGGAGUCCAGGUUCAGCCUCCCGCACACAGUGACUCCCUGGAGCCCCAGCCCGGCGGCCAGCAGCAGCCCAUGCAGUACAUCAUCACGACCACCACCAGCGGGAGCGGGAGCAGCGACGUCCACAUCGGGAAACCGUAGCUGUACUCCCAGAGCCAACGUCAGCGCUCCUGUCCUGUCUUCUUCUUUUACGAGUCUGAAGCUUCUAACACUUUCAACUCUUUUAAAAAAUUCAUUAUUCACUCAAGAGUUUGGAAACUAUGGUUUAGACCCCCAUACACCCAGUGGGGUUCGUUUUCUGAGGCCACCUUUACCAGACUGACUUCGUACCCCAGGGUUUCUGCCACAGGAUGGAAAUCUUUCAGGGGAAGGUAGAUAGAUUUUAGGAUGGGGAAACUUUGCUUUGCUCUUGAGUUGGUUUUUUCACUCACUAAUAAGCCUUACUUUCCCUCUGUGGAAUCCUAAGGGGUAUAUUGUGUUCAUACCAAAGGUGGGGA
Octodon degus (degu) is the source of this 4464-nucleotide messenger RNA. It is a transcript of the gene Prdm10, whose product is annotated as PR/SET domain 10. The record is from RefSeq and is a predicted model, not a curated record. Gene Ontology annotation, molecular function: protein binding. Gene Ontology annotation, biological process: regulation of gene expression. Bases 611 to 4108 code for a protein of 1165 amino acids. Lineage: Eukaryota; Metazoa; Chordata; Mammalia; Rodentia; Octodontidae. The transcript is spliced from 22 exons. Gene Ontology annotation, cellular component: nucleus.